UGCGCGGCAGGCCCGGCCCCGGCGGCGGAGGCGGCGAAGAUGGCGGCGGUGCGGGCGGUCCGCGGGCUGGUGAACGGUGCCGGGCCCGGCGGGCCCCGGGACCAGGUGGCUGCGCUCACCCGCGACUACCUGUCCCAGCCGCGCCUCACUUACAGAACUGUGUCAGGUGUGAAUGGACCCCUGGUUAUCUUGGACCAAGUUAAGUUUCCUAAGUAUGCAGAGAUUGUCCACUUGACCCUUCCUGAUGGCACAAGGAGAAGUGGGCAGGUUCUGGAAGUCAGUGGCUCCAAGGCUGUGGUUCAGGUGUUCGAAGGCACUUCAGGGAUUGAUGCUAAGAAGACAUCUUGUGAGUUCACUGGGGAUAUUCUGCGGACCCCUGUCUCUGAGGAUAUGCUUGGCAGAGUGUUUAAUGGAUCAGGAAAACCUAUAGACAGAGGCCCCAUCGUUCUGGCUGAGGAUUUCCUCGACAUCAUGGGCCAGCCAAUCAACCCUCAGUGUCGUAUCUACCCGGAAGAGAUGAUCCAGACUGGCAUUUCUGCCAUUGAUGGCAUGAACAGUAUUGCCAGGGGACAGAAGAUCCCAAUCUUCUCAGCUGCAGGCUUGCCCCACAAUGAGAUUGCAGCUCAGAUAUGUCGCCAAGCUGGCUUGGUGAAGAAAUCCAAAGAUGUGAUGGACUACACUGAAGAGAACUUUGCCAUCGUGUUUGCUGCUAUGGGAGUGAACAUGGAGACUGCUCGGUUCUUCAAGUCUGAUUUUGAGGAGAAUGGGUCCAUGGACAAUGUGUGUCUGUUCCUGAACCUGGCCAACGACCCAACCAUUGAACGCAUCAUCACCCCACGCCUGGCCCUGACCACAGCCGAGUUCUUGGCCUACCAGUGCGAGAAGCACGUCCUGGUCAUCCUGACAGACAUGAGCUCCUACGCCGAGGCGCUGCGGGAGGUGUCAGCGGCUCGGGAGGAGGUGCCUGGGCGCAGAGGCUUCCCGGGCUACAUGUACACAGACCUGGCCACCAUCUACGAGCGCGCCGGGCGCGUGGAGGGCCGCAGCGGCUCCAUCACCCAGAUCCCCAUCCUCACCAUGCCCAACGACGAUAUUACCCAUCCUAUCCCUGACUUGACUGGGUACAUCACAGAGGGGCAGAUCUACGUGGACAGGCAGCUGUACAACAGGCAGGUUUACCCUCCUAUUAACGUCCUGCCCUCCUUGUCUCGACUGAUGAAGUCAGCGAUUGGAGAGGGCAUGACCAGGAAGGACCAUGCGGAUGUGUCCAACCAGCUGUACGCCUGCUACGCGAUCGGCAAGGAUGUGCAGGCCAUGAAGGCGGUGGUGGGGGAGGAGGCUCUCACCUCGGAUGAUUUGCUCUACCUGGAGUUCCUGCAGAAGUUUGAGAAGAACUUCAUUGCUCAGGGUCCCUACGAGAACCGCACUGUUUACGAGACCUUGGACAUCGGCUGGCAGCUGCUGAGGAUCUUCCCCAAGGAGAUGCUGAAGAGAAUUCCUCAGUCCACACUGGCUGAGUUCUACCCUCGAGACUCCACUGCAAAGCAUUAGCCACAGCUUCAUCUCUCAGCCCCCUCGCCCUGUGAGAUGCUCUUUGGGUUCCUUUCUCUCACGUGUUGGUGUUUACUUGUCCCCUGUACCACCACACCCCCAGGGGAGGUGACAUUUUGUGCCAGUGCUCCACACUGAUACCACUCUUUAAAAUAUCCUUUCCAAAGCCUGCUUGGAUCUUCAGGAACAAAGCAGUGGUGUUUUAGGCCAGCUCUGUACCAUGUGCAAUAGCUCUCCCCAAGCUGGCUUGGCCAACUGGACCUUUUGGAGGCGUUUCAAGGCAGUGUCUUGGGUUACUGCCACGAGUUGCAGAUCUUUGCCUACAGACCAGGGCAGGGACAUGGCUUAGAGAACAGAGCAGAAGUUGACUUCCUCUUGUCCUCAGCUCAGUCCCACCACACAGAUGGCACUGGGCUGCCCUGCUGCUGUGCCUGGAGCCCAGGCCAGUGUGUGGGGAGCCUCUGAAAAGUGCUCAUCACUGAUUUGGUUCUGUUUUAGCUGUGGCUUAAGAUCCUUCAAAGUGUUCAGGAGCUGCUUGGUGCUUCUCCACCUGCAAAGGGGCUUUGCAGAGGUCACAGGCCAGGGGGUUGCCACCUGAAGGUGGCGCAGUCAGGCUUCCUGACUAAAUUAGGGGGUUUUAAUUGAGCUACUUAACCCUUUUGUUGUUUUCCAUUUGAGCUCUGGAAAUGCCAGAGGUAGAAACCAGCAGCUAAAGCAUCCUGAGAUCAGUGUCCCCCUGUGGGUGGUUGAAGGCUUUGUGCUGCUACUGAAGGGGCUGAGAUGAGGCAGAAGCUUUGAGGUGGCACAGUGGUGCUGGUGGGAGGCCAGCUGCUGAGGCACCUCUGGCAGCAGCUGAUGUGACAGGAGGAAGUGAGGUGCUGUGUGAGUGGAUAUAUUGAACUCUGCUGUAAAACCUGCUCCAGCUGGCACUGGCUCCUGAGUCCUGCUUGAAGCUGCUGUGGUUUUACACUCCAGGCACAGAUGUGGCCAGCCAGGGGCCCUCAGCAUUCCCAAGCACCACGACCUUGGCUGGUCAAUCUGCUGUUGGUUUCCUCAGAUGGUUCAGGUGAGGCUCCAGGCCCAGUGCUGUAGGCUUGCUUGCUUCUCCCCAGGCUUCAUGUAGGCUAAGCUCUGGUCUGGCAAACCAAAGCCUGUUGCACCUCCCUCUGCUCCCUCAGAGCUUGUCUAGGGAGGUGCUGGCAUGGCUUGGGUGCUGGUGAACCGAUUCCAGCUCUCCCUGGUGUCUCCUCUGUGCAGUUCUCUGUUGUUUGUUCAGUGUUGUCCCUAACUUGGACGCAGCAGCAGCAGCUUUCUCCCAGUGCAUUCCAGCCUAAAGCUGUGUCAAGUCUUUCUUUUCUCUUGAGGUAGGGAGAGGAGGUUGGAAGUGUUGGCAUGAAAAAUACUUUGAUGUAGAGAAUAAAUAAAUUAAAUAUGGAAGGUGUUGAACAAA
This is a messenger RNA of Pogoniulus pusillus (Red-fronted tinkerbird), 3001 nucleotides long. RefSeq names its product ATPase H+ transporting V1 subunit B2 (gene ATP6V1B2). Gene Ontology annotation, biological process: proton transmembrane transport; ATP metabolic process; vacuolar acidification. Gene Ontology annotation, cellular component: proton-transporting V-type ATPase, V1 domain. Gene Ontology annotation, molecular function: ATP binding; proton-transporting ATPase activity, rotational mechanism. The transcript has 14 exons. The record is from RefSeq and is a predicted model, not a curated record. Lineage: Eukaryota; Metazoa; Chordata; Aves; Piciformes; Lybiidae. The coding region runs from base 40 to 1551 and encodes 503 amino acids.